Trypanosoma theileri is the source of this 1050-nucleotide messenger RNA. RefSeq lists its product as uncharacterized. Bases 1 to 1050 code for a protein of 349 amino acids. The record is from RefSeq and is a predicted model, not a curated record. The transcript has a single exon. NCBI's taxonomy places the organism in Eukaryota, Euglenozoa, Kinetoplastea, Trypanosomatida, Trypanosomatidae.
AUGCAGACUAAUAGUGUUAGUACCACCACAACACCACCGAUUGCACUGAUUCGAUGGUGGUUUACAAAAACAAAAGAAGAACGUCAAGAGUUUCUUCAAAGCCGAACAACAUCUGAAAAAGCGCGUGAAAAUAUUCACGUGGUGGAAUGUUUUGCAAAGAAUCACUCAUACUUUGUGGCCUGUGCAACAAACUUAGAAGUCUGUCCUCUACCACCCCUCACAUCUGUGCCAGGUUGUACACUACUAGGUUGGGAGUAUGGUGUUUGGCUUCCACUCUCCAUGCAUGAUGAGACUACGUAUGGUGGACGAUAUGCACCCACACAGAGUAGAGAAAUAAGACGACGGGUAACGCAUCGUCUACUCAAUGAGGUACGGGCACGCACAGCAAUGGUACUUCGUGACUACAAUACUUCUUCACAAACAACGUCGUCAUCACAGCAAACAGGUAAUAAAUGGGUUUAUAGUGUAUCAAACAUUAUAGUGGAGACCCUUGUAGAGGCUUGCAUGGCUGCAGUCUACCGCCUUGGUCUUCCAGACGCUCUGGAGAAAAUUGAAAAUGAAAAGGCACAAUCUGCAGCAACAGUGUCACAGAAUCAGCGAUACACAGAAGAAGAAGCAGCAACACAACCUGUUGGGGCACGUCGAGCCACUGCGCAUGCCUCCCUGGGAGUAUGGAUGCUGCUCUGUUCAAAACAAGCGAGAAGAGGAACUGGGGAAAGUGAAGGAGAGUUGAUUCCAUCCGCAGCAUCCAUCUCAGGGUUUAUGUGUGGUGGUAAACGUGGACGAAAUAAUGAUAAUAAUACCGAUGGCGUUGCACAAGUACCGCAUGAUGCAGAGAAAAACACUUGGCGAAUGUUGCGGGAACAACUUGCCCCACCCACAGAGGACACAUUGUAUCAUAAGAGCAACGAUGGUGAUCAAAUGGAUGACUACGAUGGAUUGAUGACGACUCUGGUUCCUCACACGAGUCCACUCAUCAAGAUCUCUGCUCUGGAUAUGCGGUUCGGCAUCGCUAAGGCUCUAAAUGGCCUCCGUAAAUGCACAGUUUGA